Messenger RNA from Cryptococcus amylolentus CBS 6039, 1107 nucleotides. Its product is annotated as cytoplasmic tRNA 2-thiolation protein 1. Gene Ontology annotation, cellular component: cytosolic tRNA wobble base thiouridylase complex; mitochondrion. The transcript is spliced from 10 exons. Gene Ontology annotation, biological process: tRNA wobble position uridine thiolation. The record is from RefSeq and is a predicted model, not a curated record. Gene Ontology annotation, molecular function: tRNA binding. Bases 1 to 1107 code for a protein of 368 amino acids. Lineage: Eukaryota; Fungi; Basidiomycota; Tremellomycetes; Tremellales; Cryptococcaceae.
AUGCCCCCCACACCCUGCUCCCUCUGCUUUACAGCCCGCGCCCUCGUCAAACGCCCGAAAACUGGACAGCAAGUGUGCAAGGACUGCUUCUUUGAGGUUUUCGAGACCGAAGUCCACAAUACGAUCGUGCAAGAGGGCGACCGUAUUUUCCAGCGAGGAGAGAGGGUUGCUAUCGGGGCCAGUGGAGGAAAAGAUUCUACGGUUCUGGCACAUGUCCUUUCGGUCCUGAAUAAGCGGUAUGACUAUGGAUUGGACUUGUUCUUGUUGUCCAUCGACGAAGGCAUUACUGGAUAUCGAGACGACUCAUUGGAGACCGUCAAGCAAAAUCAGAAAGAGUACGGGCUUCCGCUCAAGAUCCUUUCAUAUUCAGAGCUUUAUGGAUGGACCAUGGACCGGAUAGUCGAUCAAGUCGGCAAAAAGAACAACUGUACUUUCUGUGGUGUAUUCCGACGUCAAGCAUUGGAUCGAGGCGCCGCCCAAUUAGGCGUCGACCAUAUCGUCACUGGGCACAAUGCUGAUGACAUUGCUGAGACUGUUUUGAUGAACAUCAUGAGGGGUGAUAUUGCGCGAUUGGCGAGGUGCACGGCUGUGACGACGCAAAGCGAAGACACGAUCAAGAGAAGCAAGCCGUUCAAGUAUGCGUACGAGAAGGAAAUUGUCAUGUAUGCCUACUUUAAAAAGCUUACUUACUUUUCCACAGAGUGUAUAUACUCUCCCGAUGCCUACCGAGGCCACGCCCGAGUAUUCCUCAAAGACCUCGAAGCCGUCCGCCCCAGCGCCAUCGUUGACAUCAUCCAUUCCGGCGAAUCAUUCAUGCUGGAGCAGAGCGUGCAGAAGGGUAUGAAGGCUAUGCAAACGUGUUUGAGGUGUGGAUAUAUAUCAUCAAAUGAUCUCUGUAAAGCGUGUGCUCUGCUCGAAGGUCUCGAGUCCGGUCUCUCCCGUUCCGCCCUGCGCCAAACUCAAGAUAGCACCUCCGCAGCUCCCUCCGGCCACCGUACCAUCCCCAAAUACGAGCGGUACUCGUCCCAGCAUCCUACAGGCGCUCCAGUAGCUGUUGGAGGAGUGGAGGGGAUUGAGAAGCCGUUGAAGGCUAUAGAGAUAUCAUAG